GUUGAGAACUUCCCUUUCAUGUUGAAAGAUAAUAAAAAUCUCUGUGUUAUUCAAAGAUUACAGCAUAUAUAUAUAUUACAAGAGCAUUGCAUAAGACUAAGUCAUACAUAGUAGUUUUAGGUCGUGUACUGAUUCGGCGGCAAUGGAGUACUCAGAGAUAGUAUUGAGGUUAUCAUUAUUGAUGAUGUUGGUUUUUGCGAAUGGGUGUUAUGGCUGCUGGGAGCAAGAUAGAAUCGCUCUUUUGCAGCUCAAAGCUUCCAUCAACUACCCAUAUGGCUCUUCUUCCUUGCCGUCAUGGGAGGACUCAAAAGGUGAAGGAACAACUACUGAUUGUUGUCAAUGGGAACGUGUUGAGUGUAAUCUCACCACGGGUCGCGUCAUCAAACUCUCGCUUAAUUCUGUAUGGUCAGGAAGUCGAUUUUUAAACACCUCAGUGUUUCUUCCUUUUGAAUCGCUCAUAAGCCUAAAUUUGAAUUGGAAUUAUUUAGAGGGAUGCAUUGAGAACGAAGGUUUUGAAAAACUAUCAAGUUUGAGCAAUUUACAGAUCCUUGAUCUAAGUUACAAUUCAUUCAAUAACAGCAACAUCCUAUCAUCUUUAAAUGGUCUUUCGUCCCUCAAGACUCUAAAACUACAGCAAAACAAGUUGACUGGGGUAGUUUAUAUUCAAGAUUUUGAUAGUUUGAACAGUUUGAAGGAGCUAGACAUAAGUGGGAACAAGCUUGACGGUAUCGCAACGAGAGAAGGUUUAGAGACAGCUCCAAGUUUGAGCAAUAUUGAGAUCCUUGAUUUGAGUUACAAUCCCUUCAACAAUGGCAACUGGUCAUUUUUGCAAAGACUACCAUCACUCAAGACUCUCCGUAUGGAAGAUAUGCGGAGUAUUGUAACAAUGUCCAGUAAAGACUUGCAAAACCUUACAAAUAUGGAAAACUUGUUCUUGGAUUUUACUAUUCUCAACAAUGGCUUCCUUUCAAGCAUUCAAGUGAUGACUUCUCUUAAAGUAUUGACCCUAUCAAAUUGUGGACUAACGGGCACCAUACCUGUUCCAGGGCUAUGUGCAUUGGAGUAUCUUCAACAGCUUGACCUUCAUCGUAAUGAAAUCAGGGGUGAGUUGCCUCAAUGCAUGGCAAACUUGACAUCGCUCCGGCUUUUGGAUCUAUCUUCCAAUCAUUUAACUGGGAAUAUUGCUUCAUCUCCAUUGGUCCAUCUUACCUCUCUUGUAUACCUUGCUCUUUCACGGAACUACUUUGAGAUCCCGAUUACCUUUGGGUCAUUUUUCAACCACUCAAAAUUGAAGGUCAUUAACAGCCUUAAUAACAAAUUCGUAGUAGAAGAAGAGUUUCAAAGCUUGGCCCCAAGUUUUCAACUAAUUGGCAUCCAUUUAUCUGAUCAUGAAUUUGGCAAUGUCGGUACCACUACUACUACUUCUGGAACCUUUCCUAACUUUCUUUACUACCAAAAGGACCUCCAACAAGUUCAGCUAUCUCAAAUAAACUUUAAGGGGAAGUUUCCAAGUUGGUUGUUGGAGAAUAAUACAAGAUUGGUUAGACUUUUCCUACCAUAUAAUUCUUUCAGUGGACCUCUGAAUCUACCAUCACAUCCCAACUUUACACUUUUGGAAUUGGAUAUCUCCAACAAUUUCCUCAGCGGCCCUAUCCCAGACAGCAUUGGUACAGUUUUUCCAAGUUUAAGAUUCUUAAACAUGUCUGGAAAUCGUUUCAGCGAUAGUAUUCCCUCUUCAAUAGGUGAUUUGUCCUCUCUAUGGUUUCUAGGGUUGUCCAAUAAUCAAUUGUCUGGUACAAUACCCCGGCACUUGGCCAUGGGUUGUUUCUCCUUGCAAUUCUUGAAACUAUCAAAUAACUAUUUGCAAGACCCAAUAUUACCGACCAGUCAUAACCUAACUGCCUUGAUAAUUUUAGAGUUGGACCAUAAUCAGUUAACAGAGAUCCCCGAAAGCAUUUCUAACUGCUCUUCUUUACAAUAUUUGUAUAUGACUCAUAACAACAUAUCAGGUGGAAUUCCUGGGUGGAUGGGGAAUAUGAGUGAGUUAGGUGUACUCGCCUUGUCAAAUAAUUAUCUUGAAGGUCCCAUUCUAACAGAGUUGUGUUGGAUUAAGUGGCUUUGGUAUUUGGACCUUUCGGAGAACAAUAUCAAUGGGACUUUACCUUCUUGCUUGAACAGCCCGAAUAUCCGAGUUCUUCAGUUGUCUAAAAAUGGGCUACAAGGAACACUAUCGCAUGCAUUUUGUAGUAGCAGCUCUCUAGGGAUGUUAAACCUCAACGAUAACCGCUUGACUGGUGGUAUCCCAGACUGUAUUGGAAACCUUUCCCAGUUGAUAGUUCUUCAACUAAAAAACAAUCAUUUUGAAGGUAAUGUUCCCAUUUCGUUAUGCCAGCUGGUCCGAUUAAGAUUGAUUGAUCUCUCUUCUAAUAAUCUUUCUGGCGGCAUUCCUCCUUGUCUGAAUAACAUCUCAUUUGAGGGAUCAAGUAUUGUUGCUUUCCCGGUUCUUCCGAUAGCUUUCUCGGUUUUACAUUACACAUCAUCAGAGUUGCUUGAUUGGAAUAUGUCCUUACCCAAGGAGGAUGAAUUUACGGAUUUGACCAAGUCACUCUAUCCACAAGCACAAUUAAUGCUCAGAACAAAAGGAAUAUUACUCACUUACAAGGGAAUCGUUCUGGACCUUAUCUCAGGAAUAGAUCUCUCGGCUAACAGAUUAACUGGCCACAUACCACUUGAAAUUGGGAACCUAAGCCGAAUCCAAUUUCUGAACCUGUCCCAUAAUAGCCUAAACGGAGUGAUCCCAUCAACAUUUUGGAAAUUAGAGAGCAUAGAGAGCUUGGAUCUUUCCAACAAUAACUUGAAUGGGGAAAUCCCUUCUCAGCUUACUAUGCUAACAGCUUUGGCUGUCUUCAAUGUGUCAUACAACAACUUAUCCGGCAGUACACCUCCGAGAAUCUCUCAGUUUGGAACUUUUGAAGAAGACAGUUAUGCAGGAAAUCGGCUUCUUUGUGGAGAGCCCCUACCAAGAAAUUGCACUGUCACCCAACCUGGAAUGGCAACAAAUGGCAGCGAAGCUGAUGAUGGUUUCAUUGACAUGGGCACCUUCUAUGCAAGUUUUGCAGCGUCUUAUGUAACCGUCUUAUUAGCAAUUGCAGCAGUUCUGUACAUCAAUCCUUACUGGAGACAGACAUGGUUCUAUUUGGUUGAAGUGUACAUCACCUCUUGCUACUACUUUGUUGUGGACAAUUUAAGGCAUUAAGGUCCUAUUUUUUUUUUUUUUUUUUUUUUUUUUU
Molecule: messenger RNA, 3290 nt
Organism: Cornus florida
Lineage: Eukaryota; Viridiplantae; Streptophyta; Magnoliopsida; Cornales; Cornaceae
Product: receptor-like protein 13
Exons: 6
Coding region: 143-3256 (1037 amino acids)
Molecular function (GO): protein binding
Source: RefSeq, a predicted model, not a curated record